Messenger RNA from Dalotia coriaria, 1924 nucleotides. Its product is annotated as protein Wnt-7b-like. The record is from RefSeq and is a predicted model, not a curated record. Lineage: Eukaryota; Metazoa; Arthropoda; Insecta; Coleoptera; Staphylinidae. Gene Ontology annotation, biological process: multicellular organism development; neuron differentiation; cell fate commitment. Gene Ontology annotation, molecular function: cytokine activity; frizzled binding. Gene Ontology annotation, cellular component: extracellular region.
ACAGUUUGAUAGUAUAGUUUACGGUGUGACUUAGGUAGUCAUGGUAAAUAUGCGGAUUCGAAUCGCAACAAAUUGCGGCGAUUAUCGUGCGGCGAUGCGCGAAACAAUUACAUUAGUGGGGAUCCGCGAUGGGGAGGCGAUGAUUGGUCGAAGCCAAAGGUAGUGUGCGCGUGGCGGGAAGGUGAGAGAUCCAAGAGAAGCGCGCUCGACGCUGGCUGCUUGCGAGAGACACUCGGCGCAGAUCAAGAAAUACGUAUUUCAAAGUUGGACAUCGCGAACGAAACUUAUUCGAAACUUUUAAGUGAAAUAUUUAUUAAUUCUAGUGUAAAUAAAAUGUGAUAAUGUUUUAUUUUAUAAAAAGUGUUUUUUUCAUCAUAAAAAUGUAAAAUAAUUUUUUGUAAGUUUAAAAAGGAAAUAAAAUAAGUUUCAAGUGUAAAUUAGUGAAAAAAGCGUCAAGGAUGUCAGGAUUAAAGUGAUUAUCAGUCGAGGAUGAGCGUUCGUCCAAGUGUCCAGCAUGCGUGUCACCCCAAACGGCAACAGACGAGGAUUCUUCCAGUUUUCGCCAAUUCUAGUCACGUUUUUAGCGUUUGCCCAAUUUAGGUACGUUUGUUGCAUUCUGUCGCUGAACGCCGAAGUAAUUUGCGCGCGAGUGUCUGGACUGACGGCAAAACAGCGCGAAAUGUGUCGCACAGAUCCGGAUGCGAUGGUUGCCAUCGGGGAUGGGGUCCGAUUAGCUCGCCAAGAAUGUCGAUAUCAAUUCCGGCAUCAACGAUGGAAUUGCACAGCAAUUGGAAAUCCGGAAUCUUUUGGACACGUUGUUGUUGUUGGUUCAAGAGAAGCAGCUUUCACCUACGCGAUACACAGCGCAGGGGUGACCUACGCCAUUACAGCCGCAUGCGCACGAGGUAACAUCUCCACCUGCGGAUGUGCAACAGGUCCACGCCCUCGGGAACCCACCCCUGCUGGAUGGAAGUGGUCGGGGUGUAGUGUAGACGUUGCAUUUGGGAUGCGUUUUGCGCGGAAAUUCCUCGAUGCCAGGGAACUUGAAGGCGACGAGCGGUCUCUCAUGAAUUUACACAAUAACAAAGCUGGUCGUAAGGCGAUUAAAUUGAAUCUCAUCACCGAAUGUAAAUGCCAUGGUGUAUCUGGCAGUUGUACGAUGAAAACCUGCUGGAAAUCUUUACCACCAUUCCGCCAUAUUGGUGAUAAUUUAAUGAAAAAGUAUUAUCGCGCACGGUCGGUAGCCACCAUGACAGCACAACCUCAACUUACAUUACACAAACGUCUAGCUCCGAUUAGACCUCAAGAUUUACUCACAACCACUGGUAAAAUUCAUCUAGUGCUUAAAAAAGGCAGAAUUCCCACGAAAAAACGUCCAAAACAAACAGAUUUAGUAUUUUUACAAUCAUCUCCGAAUUAUUGUGAGAAAGAUCUGGCGUCUGGUUCACUCGGAACCUACGGCAGGAAUUGCAAUAGAACUUCACAAGGUCACGACGGUUGUAAUCUCAUGUGUUGUGGACGAGGAUACAACACGCACCAGUUCAAUAGACAGUGGCAGUGCAAUUGCAAGUUUCACUGGUGCUGCCAGGUGCAAUGCGACACGUGCAGCGAACGAGUAGAAGAAUACACCUGUAAAUAGCGUUGCCAUGUUGGCGACACCCUGUAGAAGGAAUUACUUAUAUGCAUAUUUUUAUACGUCUAUUAUUCGUUUCAAGUCUGAACGCGAGGAAUACUCAUUUAAUGAUAUAAUUUAUUGCGGUAGUGUCAACAUGUAAAUAGUUUAAUUAUUAGUAACGGAUUAAUUCAUUUCUAACGCUAAUGAACGGAAUGCUGAGACGGUUUGAUUAAUUACCAUCAUUGAAGUAAUUGCACAUAUUAAUAUCAAAGUGGAAUAAAAAUGAUUAAUACCGACAUGUUUUAUUUA